Molecule: messenger RNA, 2471 nt
Organism: Phaethon lepturus (White-tailed tropicbird)
Lineage: Eukaryota; Metazoa; Chordata; Aves; Phaethontiformes; Phaethontidae
Gene: MTMR10
Product: myotubularin related protein 10
Exons: 15
Source: RefSeq, a predicted model, not a curated record
GCUGAAGACCAUAUAGCUUCAGAACCAAGGAUUAAAAAACUGGAACCAGUACUUCUGCCAGGUGAAAUUGUGGUAAAUGAAGUAAAUUUUGUAAGAAAAUGCAUCGCAACAGAUACAAGUCAGUAUGACCUGUGGGGCAAAUUGGUUUGCACUAACUUCAAGAUUUCCUUUAUUACGGAUGAUCCAAUGCCACUACAGAAAUUCCAUUACAAAAACCUCCUCCUUGGCGAACAUGAUGUCCCACUAACAUGCAUUGAGCAGAUUGUCACAGUGAAUGACACCAAGAGGAAGCAGAAGGUUCUUGGUCCCAACCAAAAACUUAAAUUUAAUCCAACUGAAUUAAUAAUUUAUUGCAAAGACUUCCGUAUUGUCAGAUUUCGUUUUGAUGAAGCGGGUCCUGAAAGUGCAAAAAAGGUGUGCCUUGCAAUAGCUCAUUAUUCUCAGCCAACAGAUCUUCAGCUUCUUUUUGCAUUUGAGUAUGUUGGCGAAAUAUACCAUAAUCCAGCAAAGAAGGUGAAUGGAAUAGACCCAGGAGGUGGUGGUGGUGGCAUCGGCAGUGCCAGUGGUCAGCAGACACCUUUGUUUGAAACUUACUCUGAUUGGGAUAGAGAAAUCAAAAGGACAGGUGCAUCAGAGUGGAGAGUUUGUUCAGUCAAUGAAGGUUAUAUGAUAUCUACUUGCCUUCCGGAAUAUUUUGUGGUUCCAUCUUCCUUAGCAGAUCAAGACCUCAAGCUAUAUUCCUACUCUUUCAUUGGGAGACGAAUGCCAUUAUGGUCCUGGAAUCACCCUAAUGGGAGUGCCCUUGUAAGAAUGGCCAACAUUAAAGAUGUGUUGCAACAAAGAAGAAUUGAUCAAAGGAUUUGUAAUGCGAUAACUCGAAGCCAUCCCCUGAGAAGUGACGUUUACAAGUCUGAUCUGGACAAGUGUCUCCCCAACAUCCAGGAAAUCCAGGCUGCACAUAUCAAACUCAAACAGCUGUGUGUUAAUGAGCCUUUUGAAGAAACUGAAGAGAAGUGGCUAUCCUCACUGGAAAAUACUCACUGGCUAGAGUAUAUUAGAUCGUUUCUUAAGCAUUCUGCUGAGCUUGUAUAUAUGAUGGAGUGUAAGCACGUUUCUGUAGUUCUGCAAGAGGAAGAAGGACGGGACCUGACCUGUCUUGCUGCUUCUCUCAUUCAAGUCAUGCUGGAUCCCUAUUUUCGAACAAUUGUUGGAUUUCAAAGCUUAAUACAGAAGGAAUGGGUCAUGGCAGGAUAUCAGUUUUUAGAUAGGUGUAACCACUUAAAGAGAUCUGACAAAGAGUCUCCUUUGUUCUUGAUGUUUCUUGACUGUGUUUGGCAGCUGCUAGAACAAUACCCAGCAGCCUUCGAGUUUUCUGAGAUGUACUUGACCAUAUUGUACGACAGUGCACGUAUCUCAUUGUUUGGCACUUUCCUUUUCAAUUGUCCUCACCAGCGAGUAAAGGAAAGCACUGAAUUUGCCAUAAGCAAAAAUAUUCAACUGGGUGAUGAGAAAGGCCUCAAAUUUCCUUGUGUUUGGGACUGGUCCCUGCAGUUUACCAGCAGGGAUCGCCUGCUCUUUCACAACCCGUUGUAUAUUGGGAAGAGUGCACCGUAUGUACAAAAUGGAGCAGUGAAAACUUUCAAACGCUCAAAGAAAAACUACAGCUCCACAUUGCGAGGUGUCCCCCCAGCAUUAAAAAAUGGGAUCAUCAGCGAGCAAGAGUUCCUUCCAAGAAGAAACUCUCUGAUACUAAAGCUGAAACCGGACUUUUUACAGCAAACAGAGAGUCAGAGUAACAGUAUGGAACAGUACUUCAGAGACUGGUUUGCAAAGCCUGUUGACUUGCAUGGCGUAAUUCUACCCCGUAUCUCUGGAACACAAAUAAAACUGUGGAAACUGUGCUACUUCCGCUGGGUUCCCGAGGCCCAGAUUCAUCACGGUGGCUUCAUCACUGCUUUCCAUAAAGUUUCUUUGCUGGCAGAUGAAGUAGACAUGUUAAACCGCAAUCUUCGGCAGUACAAAAGCAACUCUUCUUUGCAAGGCAACUGCUCGGAACUGGAUCAAAGCAGGAUGUACUUCAGAGCAAAUGGUUUAAAUGACACCUCUGGGGCCCCAGACUUUCUCUCCUCUUCGUUCCCGUUUUCUCCUGUAGGGAACCUGUGCAGACGGAGCAUUCUGGGAACACCGUUGAGCAAGUUUUUAAGCGGUGCCAAAAUCUGGCUAUCCACUGAGACACUUGCAAAUGAAGACUAAGAUGAUGGUUGAAAGGUUUGGGGAGAAUACAGCAUAUCGUUUUGUCUUUUCUAAGUUAACACUGCUAACUGUGGCAUUGAAAGCUGUAAUAAUUUUUAUAUACAAACAUUACGUAAGUUUUGCACAAAUAUUUAAAAGCAAAGCGAGUCAUGCUUCAAAUCGCACAAUUUUGUCUUCAGUAGUUCUCAUCUGCUAGGGCUUCUGGUCCCCAAUUCUGU